This is a messenger RNA of Mesorhabditis spiculigera, 324 nucleotides long. The record is from the annotation of a GenBank genome assembly. Lineage: Eukaryota; Metazoa; Nematoda; Chromadorea; Rhabditida; Rhabditidae.
AUGUUGCUUUUCGUGGUGAUUUUUUGCUUCAUCGCACUCGCCUCAGCGCAGCAGAAGUCAUAUUACUUUCCGUUGCCGACUGCGAAUUGCACGGCUUUUGGGUAUAUCGAAUGCCCGUUGGAAGGCGGGUGCCAAAAGGAGAUCCGUUACCACGCUGGGCUCGAGGUGGCUCGCAGCUGUGUAUUUCUACGCAAGGCCGCGCCUCGUGGGGACGGCCGAGAGCAGCGAGGCAGGACGACGCAGCAACCCCGACGUGUGGCUUCGCGGCUUUUCGGUUACGCGGGGCCUUGGAAGGCCGAUGGGAUCAGGUUAGCUGGGAUUUCU